Molecule: messenger RNA, 117 nt
Organism: Paramecium sonneborni
Lineage: Eukaryota; Ciliophora; Oligohymenophorea; Peniculida; Parameciidae
Source: the annotation of a GenBank genome assembly
AUGCAAAAUUUGAAAAAUUUGAUCCGUUUUUACAUUCAUAAAAAUAAUAUCCAACUUAAAUAGUUUAACCAAUAUAUUUAUAUUCUGAAAAUUUUGAGGAGGUAGCACAGUAAAUGA